Messenger RNA from Sparassis crispa, 762 nucleotides. RefSeq names its product Probable hydroxyacylglutathione hydrolase. The record is from RefSeq and is a predicted model, not a curated record. Gene Ontology annotation, molecular function: hydroxyacylglutathione hydrolase activity. The transcript is spliced from 5 exons. NCBI's taxonomy places the organism in Eukaryota, Fungi, Basidiomycota, Agaricomycetes, Polyporales, Sparassidaceae. Bases 1 to 762 code for a protein of 253 amino acids.
AUGAAGGUCGUUCCCGUUCCCGUGCGCGAAGACAACUACGCCUACCUUCUCAUCGACGAUGUCUCAGGAAAGGCAGCAGCGGUCGACCCGUAUGAUGUGCCCAAGGUCCGCGCCGCUGCAGAGAAGGCCGGCGUGCAAAUCAUCGCGAGCAUCACCACACACCACCACUACGACCACAGUGGUGGAAACCAGGCUUUCGCCGCCACCUUCCCCGGCGUGCCCAUCUAUGGUGGAAGUCACAAGGCGCCAGCCGUGACCAGCAUCGUCAAGGACAAGGACGAGUUCACCAUCGGCGACGCCAUUAGCGUCAAGUGUCUCGCGACGCCUUGUCACACGCAGGAUUCCAUCUGCUACUAUGUAACCUCGUCCUCUGGAGCGUCCCACUCUGGCGGUGUCUUCACCGGCGACACCCUCUUCAUCGCCGGCUGCGGCCGCUUCUUCGAGGGCACCGGCGCUGAGAUGCACGCCGCACUCAGCUACCUCGGCACACUGCCCGCACAGACGGUCGUGUACAACGGCCACGAGUACACUGCAGGCAAUGUCGCCUUCGCCAAGUCCGUCGACCCGCAGAACCCCGCGCUCGCCCGCCUUGAGGGCAUCCUGCGCGAGCACAAGAGCACUACCGGGCUCACCACCAUCGGCGAUGAGAAGGAGUGGAACCCCUUCAUGCGCCUGCAGAGCGCUCCGAUCCGGGAGGCUACCGGGGCAGAUGCCGAUAACAAUAUUAUGGACAUCCUAAGGACUAAGAAAAAUACCUUCUAA